AUGAAUAUUGUAAGGGCAGGAAGAAAUAUCAUCAUUGAGCCUCUUGUGCAUAUGCACACUUUGGUGUGGCUGCAUGGAUUAGGUGACUCUGCUGAAGGCUUUGUGGAUCUUUUCCAAGAUUUUGAGCUUUUGCCGAAUGCAAAAAUCGUUCUACUUACUGCGCCUGUAAGGCCUGUGACAUGGAACCAAGGUAUGCGAAUGACGAGCUGGUAUGAUAUUGCUGACAUAAAGGAUAGGUCAGUCAAUAGUGAAGCAAUUGACAGUGCAAAUAUCAUUACUUCUGUUAUUGAAGCAGAAAGUAAAAUCUGUAGCUCAAUCAUUCUUGGUGGGUUUUCUCAAGGAGCUGCUAUAGGGGUUUUCCCUAUAUGGCCCGAUAAGGGCCGUGAGUUCUCCGUGGAAUCCCUCUGUUGGCCAAACCAACUCAGUGCGUUGGUUUGACCAAUUCACUGGUUGGUUCAACCAGCAGAGGGAUUUCAUGGAGAACCCACGGCCCUCAUCAGGCUAUAUAGGGAAAACACAUAUAUGUCUUUAUACACAGGACUUGUUCAUUACCCAGGGAGAAUUGAUGCUAUUAUGGCUUUGAGCGGGUAUGCUUUUGACUUUACAGUUCCUGAAGCUAAGAAGCAGGUACCUAUUUUUAUGUAUAAUGGAAAAGCAGAUCCCUUGAUCUUAGAAAUCUAUGCUGCUGAAACUGCGAGGAGAACAUUGGCUGGGUGUAAUUUAACAUAUAACUCUGAAGAUCGCAUGGUUCACACUAUCAGCAUGAGAGAGCUGGAAGUUGCUAAAAGUUGGCUUCAUAGUAUCUUACACCCUAAUUAA
Molecule: messenger RNA, 819 nt
Organism: Blepharisma stoltei
Lineage: Eukaryota; Ciliophora; Heterotrichea; Heterotrichida; Blepharismidae
Source: the annotation of a GenBank genome assembly